AUGGCGGACGAAGCUAUCGCAGGCCACUACCAGGUUCUGGAGGAACUCGGCCGUGGCAGCUUUGGAGUAGUGUACAAAGGCAUUGAGAAGGCCACAGGUGAAGUUGUCGCCAUCAAACAUAUCGAUCUCGAGUCCACCGACGAUGACAUCCAAGAUAUCCAAGCCGAAAUCUCAGUCUUGAGCACAUGCGCCAGCUCCCAUGUGACACAAUACAAAGCCAGCUUUUUACGCGGCAGCAAGUUAUGGAUUGUCAUGGAGUACCUGGGCGGAGGAUCUUGCUUAGAUUUGCUCAAACCCGAACCCUCCAGCUUCAGCGAAACACACAUUGCCAUCAUCUGCCGUGAACUGCUUACAGGUCUCGAGUAUCUUCAUGCUGAGGGCAAGAUUCAUCGCGACAUCAAAGCCGCCAAUAUCCUCCUAGCAGAAACCGGCAAGGUCAAGCUGGCCGACUUUGGUGUCGCGGCACAGCUGACCAAUAUCAAGUCGCAACGCAACACAUUCGUUGGUACUCCCUUUUGGAUGGCACCCGAGGUGAUUCAGCAAGCAGGCUAUGAUUUCAAGGCGGAUAUAUGGUCGUUGGGUAUAACAGCCAUUGAGAUGGCUUGUGGAGAGCCGCCUAAUGCCGACUUGCACCCCAUGAAGGCCCUUUUUCAGAUUCCCAAGAACCCGCCCCCACGACUCGAGGGUAAUUAUUCCAAAGACUUCAAGGACUUCGUCACGAGGUGCUUGGUCAAGGAUCCCGACUUGCGGCCAUCUGCCAAAGACAUGCUCAAGCACCGGUUCAUUCGAUACGCCGGCAAGGUUGAGGCGCUACAAGAGCUUAUUGAGCGCCGCCGAGCAUACGACGCAUCCAGGACAAACAAGCGAAACCGAGCCAUGUAUCAAGAGACACUGCGUAGUAUCUCACCUAGGGACGAUGAGGACGAGUGGCUCUUUGACACGGUUAGAUCAGUUGCGCCUAGGAAGACGCCCGCCAAGACCAGAAAGCCUUCGUCCAUAUUCUCGACAGAUGAAGCAUUGCGGAGACUCGAUAUCAAGGACGCACCCCUACAGCCAUCAUCACCAGCCCAACCAUCGACUGUCAGAAAAGCUACCACACGGAGACGGCCAUCGCUGGCACAGAACACUGGCACAAGCUCUAUGAGAGUUCCUCCUGGGCCAGCACUUAGAAAGCCGCUACAGCCUGAUAUGUCUUUCGGAAACUCGGGCUCCUCGCAGCGUCUCUUCAAGAGAGUUCCCUCCGAUAGUUCUACUUCGGGUCAUAUGUCCUGGCCUGAUGACGAUGAUGUGUUCUCCGACGAGAACAGGCAGCCCAAAACGGUCGAAGCGAGUAGCAAGGAAGCCAUCCUUGGGCGCCGUCUCUAUUCCAAGGCAGUGGAGCCCACGCUUGCCGAACUCCAUGCCCAGACCUCAUCCAUGUCCAAGAGAGAGGCGCUCGCAAGAUUCUCGGAUGCAUUUGCCGGACUCAAUGCCAUUGAUCCAGAAGGCGCAUAUCAUAUGAUGCAAGGCGUGAUGGCCUCGGUGGCUCAAGAUACCAAACUCUCCAACACAUUCCUUCCAAAAUCUGAUUCGGACUUGAGAUCGAGUGUUAGCACAGGCCGUGGUUCAUUCAAUAGCGAAACGCCAGCUGGUACGGUCAUUAUUCGUAACACGCCGACUACCGAUCGCAGCCAGAUGCAACUGCAGCCUCAGCAGAGUCCAUCCAGGCUUGUCCUUGCAAACAACAACCCACAUCUUAGGUCUCACCGCCGACGCCAGGGUAGCGUGAUCUCCGAUAUAAGUGGGAGCCCUGAAAAGCCGGCGACGGAUAAGGAAAAGGCAGCUAUUGGUGAGAAGUACCCAGGACGCGAUCCGCAGCCGGGCAUGGAGCAUUGUCGGCAGCUAUCAGAUGUGCUAUACAGCCGUUGGGUUGAUGGUCUCAGACUUCGUUGGCCCAACAUGUGA
Pestalotiopsis fici W106-1 is the source of this 1944-nucleotide messenger RNA. RefSeq lists its product as uncharacterized. The record is from RefSeq and is a predicted model, not a curated record. Lineage: Eukaryota; Fungi; Ascomycota; Sordariomycetes; Amphisphaeriales; Sporocadaceae. The transcript has 4 exons. The coding region runs from base 1 to 1944 and encodes 647 amino acids. Gene Ontology annotation, biological process: protein phosphorylation. Gene Ontology annotation, molecular function: ATP binding; protein kinase activity.